This is a messenger RNA of Haemonchus placei, 258 nucleotides long. The record is from the annotation of a GenBank genome assembly. Lineage: Eukaryota; Metazoa; Nematoda; Chromadorea; Rhabditida; Trichostrongylidae.
AUGUGCGUCGAAAUCUUUCCAAACUGCACCUUCGUUGGUAUACAAGAAAUGAAGGCUGAAACAUACCUAUGCCUCAUCUUCUACGACAAAGCUAAGCCCUACAUGAACGUGAACCUUAUGGACUACCAUGACACGACCUUCUACAGAUUGGAAAAAGGUGUCAAUCGUGUUGAAUGCCCAUUGGCGAAAAAUGUGUUUCCGUCUGAUCAGCAGCGGGUAAACACAAUCGCAACGUACGACUAUAUGGGUGAUGUAUAA